AUGUGGCUUCUGGAGGUGUGCGUGAACCCGCAGACGGCGAUUUCGAACGCGUGGCGCCACGAGCUGGUCCCAGUGGCCGUGCAGUUCUUGCUCGCCAACCGUCCUUCCUUUUUGAUCGUCCGCAAUUCGUGGAACCCCAUUCCUUUCGAGCAUUUUCCGUCGAAACCUGCCACGUGUACGAUCACCACUCGCCACGACGACAUGUUCUGCUGGACCGACAUGAAAGUGUGGUCCGGACAGGAGAUUCGCGCCACGUGCGAGGAUUGCGACUUCAUUUCCGGUACGCGUUCAUUCAGGGACUUUUUCAAAAUGCCUCACCUCAUCUUCCAGGCAACAUGUGGUUCUAUAUCCCGCAAGGCGCGCCUCGCGGUCCCGACGAGUUGUUCGCGAACGUCGUGGAUCCGCUGCUCGCGUGGUCGCGGCGGCCGUCGGGCGUCGGCGAGGCGAUCGGCGCGGCCGAGGAUUGCCUCGGCCUCCUCUAUUGGAACGCGCCGGCGCGGUGCGUCGACGUGGCGGCCCAGGAAUUGCGCCGACUCGCCCGCCGCAUCGGGAUAACCAUCGAGAACGAGGAUGCGAUGGUCAUCGACUGCCUCGUCGAGGAAUUCGGCGGCGGUUAUCCCGACGACGAGGAGGACGUGGAAGAGGAAGGACGCGUGGGCGUUGAGGAGGAGGACGCUCCGAGGAGAAUCCCGCUCCGCGAUUGGUUUUGGGUCGGCAUCGCGCUCAUCAUCCUACAACUAUUCUAUCUAGCAUCGAAAUUCGAAUUAUUUCACAAUAUGUGGGCCUAA
Messenger RNA from Caenorhabditis sp. 36 PRJEB53466, 788 nucleotides. The record is from the annotation of a GenBank genome assembly. NCBI's taxonomy places the organism in Eukaryota, Metazoa, Nematoda, Chromadorea, Rhabditida, Rhabditidae.